Macadamia integrifolia is the source of this 801-nucleotide messenger RNA. RefSeq names its product pleiotropic drug resistance protein 1-like. Bases 1 to 801 code for a protein of 266 amino acids. Gene Ontology annotation, molecular function: ATP binding; ATP hydrolysis activity. The record is from RefSeq and is a predicted model, not a curated record. The transcript has 7 exons. Lineage: Eukaryota; Viridiplantae; Streptophyta; Magnoliopsida; Proteales; Proteaceae.
AUGGAGAGAAGUGAUUCAUAUGGAAUCAGUAGUUUUCGUGGUAACAAUUAUUCAAUUUGGAAUAACAGUGCAGUUGAUGUCUUCUCCAAAUCUUCUAUAGAAGAAGAUGAUGAAGAAGCUCUGAAAUGGGCUGCUCUAGAGAAACUACCUACUUAUAACCGUCUCAGGAAAGGUGUACUGGCUGGCUUAGAAGAGAAGGACAAUGAGAAUUUCUUGUCGAAGCUCAAGGACCGUCUUGAUCGAGUUGGAAUUAAUAUUCCCACAAUUGAAGUCCGCUAUGAGCAUGUAAAUGUAGAUGCAGAAGCUUAUGUGGGAAGUAGAUCUUUACCUACAAUACUGAAUUUCUAUGCUAAUAUAUUAGAGGGGUUCUUGAGCAAUCUUCAUAUUCUCCCCAGUAGAAAGAAGCCACUCUCAAUCCUUCAUGAAGUCAGUGGAAUAAUAAAGCCAGACAAACCCCUCAAAAUGACAUUGCUUUUAGGCUCUCCAAGCUCUGGAAAGACCAUAUUACUGAUGUCUUUAGCAGGAAUGCUUGAUCGAGAUCUAAAAUUCUCUGGGAGAAUAACAUACAAUGGCCAUGGAAUGGAUGAAUUUGUUCCACAAAAGACAGCGGCUUAUAUCAGUCAACAAGAUCUCCACAUAGGGGAAAUGACAGUGAGAGAAACCUUAGCUUUUUCUGCAAGAUGUCAAGGGGUAGGAGCCCGAUAUGAGACGUUGGCAGAGUUGUUGAGAAGAGAAAAGGAGGCAAACAUUAAGCCAGAUGCCGACCUUGAUAUUUACAUGAAGGCGAAGGAGCUUUGUUAG